Fomitopsis serialis is the source of this 868-nucleotide messenger RNA. Its product is annotated as EF-hand protein. The coding region runs from base 117 to 542 and encodes 141 amino acids. Gene Ontology annotation, molecular function: calcium ion binding. The transcript has 6 exons. The record is from RefSeq and is a predicted model, not a curated record. Lineage: Eukaryota; Fungi; Basidiomycota; Agaricomycetes; Polyporales; Fomitopsidaceae. Gene Ontology annotation, biological process: mitotic actomyosin contractile ring assembly. Gene Ontology annotation, cellular component: myosin II complex.
GAGCGAUGUAAACUAGCGCCAGACAGAUCGGUCGCCGUCGCGCGCGGCGGCGGCGCGUUGCAUUCAGGUCUUCCACCAUCGCUGCAUCUCUUUCCACCUAGCAUUUGCACCAAACAAUGAGCGAUAACGCAGAAUACAAGGAAGCGUUCGCGCUUUUUGACAAGAAAGGAACCGGAGCCGUGCAAAGGGAGGUGCUAGGUGAUCUUCUACGGGCACUCGGCCAGAAUCCGACGCAGGCGGAAGUUGCAGAGAUAAUCGCGGGGUCACCUCGGGAAGUCGAUUACAAGACAUUCUUGACAAUUCUCAAUCGACCAGACGGCUUCAAGCCUGCAGGAACACCUGAUGAAUUCAUACGCGGUUUCCAAGUGUUUGACAAGGAGGGCAACGGAUUCAUCGGCGCAGGCGAACUCCGAUACGUCCUUACACAACUGGGCGAGAAGAUGUCAGAUGAGGAGGUUGAUGAGCUGCUGAAGGGCGUACCAGUUGGCUCGGACGGGAAUGUCAACUACGAGUCGUUUGUACGCACGAUUCUCAGCCAGUAGUUUGCGAUGUUGUACAGGGGCUGCGUGGGCCGAUGUACAAUCCCGACGUAUCAUGGUGUUUUCUGUUGCGUAUCUGUUUUCACGAGUCCAGUAGCUAACGCGUCGCUAUAAAGCGCAAAUGUAUUCCUUUAUACCAGACUCAGACAUAACGAUUGCAUCUCAAUGGGCGACAGGGACUUCAAGCCUCAAACCCGUUGACUUUGGGAGCUUCCCGGUGCGACGUUCUGUUGGUCUCAAUAUAUGUACCAUGUCCUUCGCGCUCCGUUGAAGUCAUUGCACGGCGUUUGUAUUCAUGUGGUAAUCGAAGUAGCUUGCUCUUGCUGUCA